Messenger RNA from Bradysia coprophila, 1719 nucleotides. RefSeq names its product vanin-like protein 1. Lineage: Eukaryota; Metazoa; Arthropoda; Insecta; Diptera; Sciaridae. The record is from RefSeq and is a predicted model, not a curated record.
UAUUACUCUAUUGAUUGAGGAAAGACAUAAAUUUUUGAGAGGUCGACACACUCUGCCUAGUAAAAUUCCCACUCCCGCUUGUAAUUAUCGAUGAAAGUAGUCACAACAUACGAACAUACCAAAAAUGAUUUGCGUUAUACUAAAAGUCCUUUGCUUGCUUGUUCUGACCAAUACAUCGAGUGGGAUUUCAAGCCCUGAAUCGACUUCAUACGUUGCUGGAGUUGUGGAAUACCAAGUCGAUCAAGGUUUAACGACCGAUGAACUGUACUGGACCAGUGAUCAAAUGUUCCAAUUCAAUACUGAAAAGUACAUCGCCAUUCUCCAUUCCGUUGAAGCGACGAAUGUCGACAUACUCGUGUUCCCGGAAAAUACUUUAAACCGCCAGGCCACGGCAGUAAUCAUACCGAAAGAAAACGAAUUCGAUUUGGAUCUGUGUACGAACACCACGUACAAUGACAACCUUCGGAAUAUCGCCUGUGCAGCGAAGAGCUUGAGAAAGUACGUUGUCAUCAACCUAACAACCAAAUGGCAAUGUACUGGAAACGAAGCAGAACAACAGUGCACAGACGGAUGGGAGCUGUACAAUACUAAUGUUGUAUUCAACCGUGACGGUGUGGUUAUUUCCAUUUAUCGCAAGUAUAACUUGUUUGGUGAACUCGGCAUUACCCGACCCAGCGCUAUUGAAUUGAAAACAUUCGACACAGACUUUGGAGUGAGAUUCGGUCAUUUCGUCUGCUUCGAUUUGAUGUUUGAGUCGCCAGGUGUGAAGCUUGUGAGGGACGGUGUUAAAAACAUUGUUUUCCCGACACGAUGGUAUUCAGAGCUACCAUUCAUUACCGCAAUUCAAAUGCAACAAAAUUGGGCCCAUGUGAACGACGUGAACUUUCUAGCAGCUGGUGCUAAUUUACCCAUUCUCGGUACAACCGGAAGCGGAAUCUAUUCCGGAAAACUGGGUACGUUAACAUCAAUAAUGACUGGAGAUAACACAACGAAAUUGUUGGUGCAUGAGGUCCCUAAGGUGCCCGGUGAUCCAGUGGAACCUGUUGAUCAAAUUUAUUUUGGCUCACAUUUCGAUGACCUGACAUUGUAUCAAGAUGAAUUUGAUGGCUAUGCUUAUUCGAGAAUCAAUCCGUCAACCUCUGAACCGCAAAUUGACGAACUAUGCAGUACAUUCAAAGAGGAGCGACUGUGCUGUCGAUUUAACACGACUGUUAAAUAUACGCAAAAUGAAUCUAUGAAGUAUGAGUACAUGGCAGUAGUAUAUAACGGGUGGCGACAUUUCAAUCACUAUACCUAUGAAGGUGUUAAGAUAUGUGCAAUAGUUGCAUGUGAAAACGAACAUAUUCUCAGCUGUGGAAAGAGACUUAAUAAUUCAGCCGAAGUGUCCCGCAUCACUUUCGUUAAUGUUUCAAUAGAAGGAAAUUUCUCCUCCGAUGCAUCAUCUGCAUUGACGAUGCCAACAUCUCUGGAUUUUAAUAUCUCUUCCCUGCCCACCACUCAGUUUGCAUUUCAGGAAACCCAGGACGAGUUCCGGAUGGAUUUGAUAGGAGAGAGUUCCGAGCUACUAGCAUUUGGCAUAUUUGCGCGUGAUUUUCGAUACAGUACUAAGGAGAAUCCUAACGGUUCGGAUGCUGUAGUAGUGUCCAGCUCAUUAAUAUUUUUGUCAUUAAUUUGUGUACUUUUGCAGUGGAAUUGAUGAAGAAAAUUAUUUUGAAAGAU